This is a messenger RNA of Penicillium canariense, 951 nucleotides long. RefSeq lists its product as uncharacterized. The record is from RefSeq and is a predicted model, not a curated record. Gene Ontology annotation, biological process: transmembrane transport. Gene Ontology annotation, cellular component: plasma membrane. The transcript has 3 exons. NCBI's taxonomy places the organism in Eukaryota, Fungi, Ascomycota, Eurotiomycetes, Eurotiales, Aspergillaceae. Gene Ontology annotation, molecular function: water channel activity. Bases 1 to 951 code for a protein of 316 amino acids.
AUGCUAUUCCACAAGCGCCAGUCAUCGCAGGGUUCUUCCCUGGCUGGGCCGUCUGGUCCCGGCGGUCGCAGCCAGCUGCCCAUGAUCCAAAUGCCGGACAGUAUCCGAUUCAAUGUACUCUGCAUGAUCGGCGAGUUUGUCGGCACAUUCUUAUUCCUCUUUUUCUCGUUUGCUGGAACUCAGGUUUCGAAUACACCUAUGCCUGUUCCCGGAUCAUAUCCAAAUACUUCCAACCUUCUUUACUCGUCUCUUGCUUUUGGUUUCUCUUUGACUGUCAAUGUCUGGGCCUUCUUCCGCAUCACCGGCGGUCUCUUCAACCCUGCGGUUACUCUUGCGCUUUGUCUUACCGGUGGAAUGCCCGCUCUACGUGGCUUGAUGGUGUUCCCUGCUCAACUGGUUGGCGGCAUUGCUGCAGCUGGUGUCGUUAGCUGUCUGUUCCCGGGCCCCUUGAACUGCGCUACUCGACUUGGUGGUGGUACUUCCAUCUCGCAGGGUCUGUUCAUUGAGAUGUUCCUGACCGCUCAACUUGUGCUUGUUAUUAUCAUGCUGGCAGUCGUCAAGCACAAGUCGACCUACCUAGCUCCGGUCGGCAUUGGUCUCACCUUCUUCGUUUGUGAGAUGAUCGGUGAUUAUUACACCGGCGGCUCUCUAAACCCCGCCCGAUCCCUGGGACCGGAUACCAUCAACCGCAGCUUCCCCGGAUAUCACUGGAUCUACUGGGUUGGUCCUUUGCUCGGUUCCCUUCUUGCCUCUGGCUUCUACCACCUGCUCUGCUUUGUCCGUUGGGAGAAUAUCAACCCCGGUCAGGAUUACAACGAGUGGGAGACCAAGGCUCGCAAGGACUCUAUCCCCGCCUCGGAGAACACCAUGAACGAUCCCGUUCACAAUGGCAAUGGUCAUGGAUAUGUGCGCCAGCCGACGAAUGAGGCUCCCCCCGACCAGCAGGUUUAA